AUGUGGUAUUUAUUAACUAUUGUCACGUCUUGCACAGUGGGCUUUCACAACUAUCCUCCAAUUCGACAUCAACAUACCUCAAACAUACAAGUCAAACUGGUGAGAAUGGCUUCUAGGCCAAAUGUCGCCUUCAUCGGCUUGGGUGCCAUGGGGAUGGGAAUGGCCGUACACUUACUCGAAGACGGUUUCGCUGUGACCGGGUUCGACUUUAAUCUUAUGGCCCUAGAGAAACUGCUCAUCAUGGGCGGUGCCGCUGCUGCUAAUCCAAGGGAAUGUGUCCAAGAUGCAUCGUUCGUUAUCUGCAUGGUCGCGAAUUCUGCGAAGACCGAGAAGGCAUUCUUCGCCGACUCAACGGGCGCAGUAUUUGGUCUGACACAGAAUGCGAUUGUCAUAUUGUGCUCAAGCGUUGCUCCAGGGUUUCCAGUGAAAAUUUUGGGACGCAUCCAUCAAGACUUCCAAAGACCAGACAUACAGUUGUUGGAUUGUCCUGUGUCUGGUGGAACCAUACGCGCCGCUCGAGGAAUGCUGAACAUUAUGUCCUCGGGCCCGACGGAUAUUUUGAAUAUCGCUCAGCCAAUCUUGGAGUCAAUGGGCGAGAAUCUAUACGAGAUUGAGGGAGGACUAGGUGCUGCAAACAAGGUCAAACUUGUCAACCAGCACCUUGCCAAUAUCCAUAUUGCUGUCUCUGCGGAAGCUAUGGGGCUAGCUGCAACAUUGGGAGUGAACACCAAGGAGUUCUAUCAGACUGUCCUGAAAGGCCCAGCGUGCAGUCGCAUGUUUGAGACUCGAGUACCUCAUAUGCUGUCCAACGACUGGACCCCUCAUUCUGCUAUCAGUAUCUUCAUUAAGGAUCUGCGAAUGGUGACCCCCCAAGGUAUCCUUCAUCACCUACCUCUGUAUAUUGCAUCUUCGACAGAACGACUUUAUCAAUAUGCCGCGCGGAUGGGGUAUGGAAAGGACCACGAUUCGAAUCUUGUUCGGAUUUUUCUACCACAAACCCCUUCUCUGGUUUCCGAAGCAACAACACAUUGCCAGAGCCCUGAUGAUUCGCGCGCAUCUGAAUUGAUCUGCCAUUUACUGGAGACCGUCCACACCUUAGCAGCAAUUGAAGCUCUGGCCCUCGGAAAUAAACUUGGCAUUUCGACCAGCACCCUCACGUCAAUUAUUUCAAACGUCGCUGGUGCUAGUGAGUCCUUCAAGAAAGUUGCCUCACAAAUUUUGGCUGGUGAUCUAUUAUCUGGAUGCACCAUCACGCAUACACGGAACAAGCUAAAAGAAGUUAUCACCCUUGCCCAGAUGCAUAAUUAUCCCCUUCAACUCACAGCUACUACAUUUAACUUGUUACAAAAGGCUGUGACCUAUGGUAUGGGCGGGGAAGGUCAAGCAGCGCUCCUCAAGCUAUGGACAACGUCAAAUCUUUCGACCGAGCCUUUGCAUAUUACCGAAUAUGACUCAAACAACGUUGAAGACCUCCUAUGCAAUAUCCAAGAUCAUUUACAAGCCGAGCAAGACUGCAAUCUCGUUGUUCUCGACGACGACCCAACAGGAACGCAGACGUGCCACGAUAUCAAUGUCCUCACCAUGUGGGAUCUUGAUCUUCUAGCCUCAGAGUUCCGAUCAAAGAGCAAAGGCUUUUUCAUUUUGACCAACAGUCGUGCCUUGCCUCCCAAUGAAGCUCGCAUGCUAGUCAGUGAGAUACUGCGAAACGUUUCUCAGGCGGCUGAUAUGACUGGCAAAAAGUUCGAAGUUGUCCUUCGGGGUGACUCUACGUUGCGUGGCCAUUUCCUGGAAGAGGUCGAAUCGUAUAUUGAUACGAUUGGCUCUCCCGACGUAUGGAUUCUUGCACCGUUCUUUGGGCCAGGUGUUCGCUACGCCAUCGAUGACGUACAGUACGUGGGUGACCGGAAUACAGCCGCAAAGACUCCAUUCGCCAAGGUUAGAACCUUUGGCUACAGAUCCUCAAAUCUGAGAGAGUGGAUUCGUGAAAAAGCUGGAUCACGAUUUUCUAGCAAAGACAUACUGUCUGUCACAUUGGAGGAUAUCAGACUUGGGGGAGUUUCUGCAAUUGAACAAAAGUUACUCCUCGUACCCAAAGGUGGAAUUCUGAUCGUUAAUGCGGUUCAGAGUGAGGGCAUGCUUAUGUUCAGCCUGGCAUUAUUGGAAGUACGCCGAAAGCACAAACUCCUUUUUGCUUAUCGAACAGGGGCAAGCUUUGUGUCUAGUCGCCUCGGGAUCCCAGAAAAAUAG
Messenger RNA from Penicillium verrucosum, 2247 nucleotides. RefSeq lists its product as uncharacterized. NCBI's taxonomy places the organism in Eukaryota, Fungi, Ascomycota, Eurotiomycetes, Eurotiales, Aspergillaceae. The coding region runs from base 1 to 2247 and encodes 748 amino acids. The transcript has 6 exons. The record is from RefSeq and is a predicted model, not a curated record. Gene Ontology annotation, molecular function: NADP binding; oxidoreductase activity; NAD binding.